Messenger RNA from Acanthochromis polyacanthus (spiny chromis), 11863 nucleotides. Its product is annotated as piezo-type mechanosensitive ion channel component 2. Bases 516 to 9473 code for a protein of 2985 amino acids. NCBI's taxonomy places the organism in Eukaryota, Metazoa, Chordata, Actinopteri, Pomacentridae. The record is from RefSeq and is a predicted model, not a curated record. The transcript has 54 exons.
AUUUCAGGAGGGAGGUUGAAGCAGAGGAGCAGAUUUACGCAACGGUUCCGCAUCUCCUCUAAAUGCUCCUCAGCACAGAAGUGUACCUGGACUGUGGGAAACCUUCAGGAUUCAGGAUUGAUCUGGUUUAGUUGUCAUAAAAAGGCAGGCUAAUUGAAGUUGAAGACUUGUUGGCUCCUGUCUGCGGCUCUUUUUUCGGUUCUCUUUUUGUUUUACGCGCAGCUUUUCGCGCACCUGAGUCCCGCCGCUCAGCUCCUGCAGCUUCAACAUGACUUUAAGGCAUCAGAGGGGCUAAAACUAUCAUGGUGACAUUAUUUCCCGGCGUCGUACCUGCUGCUGCUGCCUCUCACUGUGGAAUAACCGGAGUCCAGGUGUCUCCAGGGCAGAGCUGAUGUGGCCGUUUGGAGACGCCAGCCGGGAUCUGACAGAGCGCAGGAGUUUGGGAUGCGACAGAAACCUUAAGGAGACGGUGCUCGGCUUCUUUUACCUGGAUUCAACUCGGGCUGCGCAGUGCCAUGGCCUCUGAAACGGUGUGCGGGCUGGUGUUCAGGCUGCUGCUGCCGGUUUGUCUCGCAGCCGCUUGCCUGUUCAGGUACAAUGCCCUGUCCUUCGUCUACCUCAUCUACCUCCUGCUUCUUCCACUCUUCCCAGAGCCCACGAGCAUGACAAUGCAAGGCCACACAGGACGUCUGCUGCAGUCCCUCUGCUUCACCAGCAUGUCCUUCCUGCUGCUCCACAUCAUCUAUCAGAUCACCGUCAACAGCCUGCUGGCCGGGAACUCCAUCGCCUCCGACUUCAACUGUUCCUCGUGGGAGAAAUCCAUCAGACAAAUCGGCUUUGAGAGCGUGAUUGGGGCAGAUGCAGGAAACGGCAUCCGAGUGUUCAUCCCUGACAUCGGCAUGUUUGUGGCGGGUUUGGCCAUCUGGCUGCUGUGUCGUGGUCUGGUCCAGAAGAGACCGCCCGAGGAGAUGGCUCAGUACAACGCCGACUUCGAAGCAGAGGAGCAGGACGAGGAGAAGCUGAGCCUGGACGACAACAUCCUGCUGGAGGAGGACUACGAAGCCGAGGACGAGGACGACGAGGAGCUGUACGAUGAAGAGGAGGAGGAAGAGGAGGAGGAGGUGAAGGAGAGCGCCAAGAUGAAGGUUCUACGGAUCGUGGCGGAAGUCGCCUCCAAAGUGAAGGAGAUCAUCGGGAACCUGAUCACCACGGCGGGGAAGGUGGUGGUCACCAUCCUGUUGGGCAUGACGGGGAUCAUGCUGCCCUCGCUCACCUCGUUCGUUUACUUCCUCCUCUUCCUCUUCCUCUGCACCUGGUGGUCUCUCCGCCGGACCUUCAGCACGCUCAUCUUCAGCUGCAUGUGCGUCCUGAUGGCCAUCUUCAGCGCCGGACACAUCAUCAUGCUCUACCUCUACCAGUUCCAGUUCUUCCAGGAGUCCGUCCCGUGGGACGACGGCUACAUCAGGGUGUUCGGCUUCUCCCCCAUCAUCCAGAGCAACUGUUCGUACACGUGGAAGCUGAUCGUGCACUCGGACCGGAAGUGGUACCACUUCGUCAGCCCCAUCAUGCUGCUGGUCCUCUACUACACCCUGGCUACGCUCAUCCGCCUCUGGCUGCAGGAGCCCGUCGAGCAGCUGAUGGACGACAAAGACGACGACGUGAACGAGGAGGAGGAGCAGGACGGAAACAGCUCUGCCAACAGGAAGAGGCACAUGUGGUGGGAAUCACGGCAGGGCACCGACGAGAAGAACCUGCUCUCCACUCAGGACGGCAUCAGCACGACCGAGGCUGUUCCCACCGCUAACGGGACGUCGUUUGACUUCGUCACGGCUGAGAACGGACCGGUCUGUCUGGACCUGUACUCCACCCCCCAGUAUAAACUGGACCAGCCCAUCGACAGCCCAGAGAAGAAAGACGAGGGCGUGUACGAGGUGUGUUUGCCUCCGGAGGACUCGGCUCAGAAGGAAUCCGAGGACGAAGAGAACGACCUAAAGAAACGAGGAGUCGGAGCGAUGGUCAAAGUCUUCCACUUCGUCAUGAAGCAGAGCUACAUCUGCGCUCUCAUCGCCAUGAUGGCGUGGAGCAUCACGUACGUCAGCUGGCUGACGUUCGUCUUCCUCAUGUGGUCCUGCAUGCUGUGGAUGGUGAGGGACCGCCGGCGCUACGCCAUGCUGACCUCCCCCUUCAUGGUCGCCUACGGCAACCUGCUCAUCGUCCUGCAGUACAUCUGGAGCUUUGAGAAGAUGGGGGAAGUCUCGGGAUUCUUUGUCAAGAAGAACAACCCGUUCCACUCGCUUUCAUCCAAGAUCCUGUGUCUGUUGAGCUUCUGGCUGCUGCUGAGACAAACGCUGACAGAGAGAGAAGAAAAGCUAAAGGAGGACAACAUUGACCUGUUAGACGUUCAUGUGGAGGAUCAGAAGAAGAAAGAGGAAGAGGACUCUGAGGAGGGAGGGGAGCCGGACGUCAUGCAGGUCCUCGGUAACAUGGUGAUGGCUCUGCUGGUCAAAUACUGGAUCUACAUCUGUGGAGGCAUGUUCUUCUUCGUCAGCUUCGAGGGAACCAUCGUCAUGUACAAGAUCAUCUACAUGAUGAUGUUCCUCUCCUGCGUGGUGCUCUACCAGGUGCACUACGAGCGGUGGCGGUGGAUCCUCAAGUACUUCUGGAUGUCGGUGGUGAUGUACACGAUGCUGGUGCUCACGCUGGUCUACACCUACCAGUUUGACGGCUCUGAGGACACCUGGUCCAAGAUGCUGGGGAUGAAAAACGAGAGUUUGAAGGAUCUGGGCCUGGAGAAGUUCUCCUUGUCGAUGUUGUUCACCAGGAUCUUCAUCCCCACCUCCUUCCUGCUGGUGUGUAUUCUCCACCUGCACUACUUCCACGACCGCUUCCUGCAGCUCACCGACCUCCAGGCUGUGGUGGCUAAAGAGGAGAGCACCAUCUACAGACUGGUGCACCAGGACGGCAGCCUGGCCGACCUCACCAUGCUCAGCGCCAGCUCUGUGGAGGCGGCGCUGCCCAGGGAGGAGGAGGAGCCUCGGGACCAGAUGGAGGAGGACCAGGGGAGCUGGGCGUCGGAGAAGGAGAAGGAGGUGGCCCUGGUGGUGGUGAUGGACGACACCAGCAUGAGCAGCGACAAACACAAGAGCUUCUCAGACCCACGACAGUCCAGCACCGAGGACAGCCACCACUGCAGCGCCAGGACCGAGCCGGAACCGAGCACCGAACAGAGCUCAGAUCUGAAGAACAAAUGGCACCUGGUGGUCGACCGUCUGACCGUGCUCUUCCUCAAGUUCCUGGAGUAUUUCCACAAACUGCAGCUGUUCAUCUGGUGGCUGCUGGAGAUCCACAUCAUCAAGAUCGUGUCGUGCUACAUCGUCCUGCACUCUGUCAGAGAGGUGUCUUUCUUGAACUCGGUGUUCCUGGCGUCCUGGGCCUUCGCUCUGCCUUACAGCCAGUACCGGCGUCUAGCCUCCAGUGUUUGCACUGUCUGGACGUGUGUCAUCAUCAUCUGUAAAAUGUUGUACCAGCUGAAGUCCAUAGACCCCACCACCUACUCCAAGAACUGCACCAAACCAGGCGGCUACACUAAGAAUCCGCUGGAUGACUCUCUGCUGUACAAAGCGCCCGUGGAUCCGACCAACUGGGUGGGCCUGCAGAAGACCGAUGACCUGCUGGGUUACCUCAGGUACAACCUCCUGAUGCUAGCUCUGUUAGCGUUUGAGGUGACCAUCUACCGCCAUCAGGAAUACUUCAGACUGAGGAACAAACUGUCGCCUCCCGCCGCCAGGAUCAUCUUCCACGACAUCACGAGGCAGCACCUGGACAUCGGCAUCGUCUGCUUCGUCAAAUACUUCAUCAACUACUUCUUCUACAAGUUUGGCCUCGAGACGUGCCUGCUGCUGGUGGUCAAUGUGAUCGGGCAGCGGAUGGACUUCUACGCCAUGCUUCACGCCUUCGCCCUGAUAGCUGUCAUGUACAGACGGAGAAGGAAAGCCAUCGCUGAGAUCUGGCCAAAGUACUGCUGCUUCCUGGCCUGCAUGCUGACGUUCCAGUACUUCGUCUGCAUCGGGAUCCCGCCUGCUGCCUGUAAAGAUUAUCCCUGGAGGUUUCCCGGCUCUUCUACCGACUCCAACGUGGUCAAAUGGCUCUACGUUCCAGAUUUCCUCACCAAGCCCAACCCAGCGUUCCUCAUCUAUGACUUCAUGUUGCUGCUCUGUGCCUCUCUUCAGAGGCAGAUCUUCGACGAUGAGAACUUGGCGGCCGUCCGCCUCAUGGCUGGCGAUAACGUUGAGAUCUGCAGAGAUUUAGACGCCGCCUCCUUUAGCGUCCACAACCCCGUUCCUGACUUCAUCCACUGCAGGUCCUACCUGGACAUGCUGAAGGUGAUCAUGUUCAGCUACCUGUUCUGGUUCGUCCUCACCAUCAUCUUCAUCACUGGGACCACGCGGAUCAGCAUCUUCUGCAUGGGCUACCUGGUGGCCUGCUUCUACUUCCUGCUGUUUGGAGGCGACCUGCUGCUGAAGCCCAUCAAGAAGAUCCUCCACUACUGGGACUUCCUGAUCGCCUACAACAUCUUCGUCAUCACCAUGAAGAACAUUCUGUCUCUCCUGGCUUGUGGCUACAUUGAGCCUCUGAUGAAGAGCUCGUGCUGGUUGAUCCAGUUGUUCAGUCUGGCCUGCACCAUCAAGGACUACAAACAAGAAACCACUCAGGAGGACAUACCUCCUAUAAAGCAGUGUAACCUGCCCGAGGACGAGGCCGGCAUCAUUUGGGACAGCAUCUGCUUCGCCUUCCUGCUGCUGCAGAGACGAGUCUUCAUGAGCUACUACUUCCUCCACGUGGUGGCGGACAUCAGAGCGUCGCAGAUCCUCGCCUCCAGAGGAGCAGAGCUGUUUCAGGCCACCAUAGUGAAGGCGGUCAGAGCCCGACUGGAGGAGGAACGAAAGUCUGUGGAGCAGCUGAAGAGACAGAUGGAGCGCAUUAAGGUCAGGCAGCAGAAGUUUAAAAGGGGCAAAGAGAGGAUGAUGAACCUGGCGCAGGGGUCUGGAGAAGGACAAGCGCUCGUGCAGCCGGAUGACGAGGACGAUGAUGAUGGAGCACAGCGCACCAAAGCCAAGACCAAAAAAAAGCAGUGGUGGAGGCCGUGGGUUGACCAUGCUUCCAUGGUUAGAAGUGGAGACUAUUACUUGUUUGAAACCGACAGCGAGGAAGAAGAGGAAGAGGAGGAGAAAAAAGACGAGGAGCCGCCCAAAAAGUCAGCGUUUCAGCGAGCGAUCGGGAAGUUCGUCUCCGCUGUUCUGGCUUUGCCCAGAUCUAUCAUUAAGCUGCCUAAAACUGUGCUGCAGUACGUAGUGAAGGCAGGAAAGUUCCUCUACCACGCCUGGAUCACCGACCCUAAAGCUGCUCUGAGGGCUCGGGCCAAAGACAGACGCAAGUUCUGGAAGAAAUACACCAGGGGGGUUAGAAAACGGAAGAGCAAGAAGGAUGGUCAUGUGACCAUCGAGGUCGGAGAGCUUUCUGAUGGGCAGGAAAAGACGGAAGAGAACAAGAAGGCCGGUGGUCCAGACAACAUCAUCAAGCGAGUGUUCAACAUCAUAAAGUUCACCUGGGUGCUUUUCCAGACAACGGUGGACAGCUUCACUAAGUGGAUGAACGACAUGUGCAGGGAGUACAUCGACAUCUCCACGGUGCUGAGGAUAGAGCGCUGCAUGCUGACCAGAGAGGUCAAGAAGGGCAACGUGCCGUCCAGAGAGAGCAUCCACGUCUACUACCAGAAGGCCAUGAGGCUCAACAUGUCCAGACAGGCCAGCAUGGAUCAGCUCAGCGAGGACGGGUCGGCCUCGGGCUCCAGCAGGGUGCAAAGGAGGCGGAGAAGAUACCAGAUGGAAAGUCAGGACUCCACGGCCUCUAGAGACAGCAUAUCCAGCGCCUUCACCGAGGCCACCACGCUGUUUUCUCGCCAGUCCACCCUGGACGACCUGGACGCAGAGUUCAUUCCCAAAACCAGCGAGCGCGCCAGGCCCAAGCUGCGUAAGAUGUACGGCCUGGACAUGUCCAACUCGUCCAUGGACAGUGGCAGCAGCUUCAUCUCCAGCGAGACAACCCAGUGCGUCAUGCUCUACUCCAGACAGGGAACUACAGACACCAUAGAAGAAGUGGAGGACGAGCAGGACCAGGGUGAAGAGCGGCAGCAGGUUCCCUGGGAGUCCCAGCAGCUGGAUGAGAGCGAGGAGGCUGAAGGUGAACACUGGAGUGAUGGAGAACCUGUGGAGGAACAAGAAGAGCAGCAGGAGGAAGACUGUGAAGACGGUGAUCAAGGUGAAGACGGUGUGGAAGGUGUGGAAGGUGUGGAAGGUGUAGAAGGUGAGGAAGGUGAGGAAGGUGUGGAAGGUGUGGAGGAGCUACAGAGAGUUGAGGUACCAGAGGACCAGGAAAGAGAGGAGGCUCCCUGGGAGUCCUUUGGUCCAGAUGAGGGCCCCUCCUUAAGGCCGGAAGAGACGGAGUCUGGUCCCUCUGGUCAGGAGAAGGACUUCAUCACUGAGAGUGAAGAUGGAGGACAGCAGGACUUCAUGCAGACAGAAUCCCAGGCUGGGCUCCUCUACACUCCUGACACAGAUGCUUCCAAAACAUCUGACGCCGACAUACCUCCCAGCUACAGCAAAGCAGUCAGCUUUGACCGUCUGGAGGUUAGCGACGACGACAGCGACAUGGAGGACAGGAGGAGACGAAUGCUGAUGACCUCAGACAGCCGCUCAGACAGCAGGUCUGACAUCAUGCUGCCUUCGAUGACCACCGAGCUGACUGCCAGCGAUCUGCUGCUCAACAAGAUGUUUUAUGACGAGGAGCUGGAGCAGUCGGAUAAGUUCUACCGUGGCCAGCCUCUGAUCCUGCAGCUCUGCUACGCCCUCUACAACAUGCUGGUGGCGCGCUCGGAGUUCGUGUGCUACCUGGUCAUCAUCAUCAACCACAUGGUGUCAGCCUCCUGCGUCACUCUGGUCCUCCCCAUCUCCAUCUUCCUCUGGGCCAUGCUGUCGGUGCCUCGGCCCAGCAAGCGCUACUGGAUGACUGCCAUCGUCUACACAGAGGUCACCAUUGUCAUCAAGUACCUCUUCCAGUUUGGCUUCUUCCCCUUUAAUCAGAGCAACCAAUUCAAGAAUCAGCCGUAUUACCCUCCCAACAUCAUCGGCGUGGAGAAGAAAGACGGUUACGUCCACUAUGACCUGGUCCAGUUACUGGCUCUCUUCUUCCACAGGUCCAUCCUGAAGUGCCACGGGCUGUGGGAUGAAGACGACCCCAAAGAGAAGAAGGAGGUUUCCCGCCAGAGUGAGUCUGAGGAUGAAGGAAAAGAGAAGGAGAAGGAGGAGAGUGAGAAGGAGUCUGAACCUGCCUCAUCGUUGAUCAGUGAGAGGAGAAGCUCCACUCACACUCUGAGGUCCUUAAACUUUGGGACCUCCAUAGAUUCAGGACACGUCCAGGUUCAUUUCCCAACACAGCAGACCUACCAGAGACGUAAAAGCUCCAGCGGAGGCUCGCUGUCUCAUCGAUCCCUCCACUCAUCGGCAAGGUCCAAGAGAGGAAGUACCGCUUCCCACAACAGCAGCCGCAAGGACGGCAGCGAGGCCAGCGUCCAUCAGAAGACCCGCAAAGAGAUGAUCAUAGAGAAGCUGAGGGAGCAGGUCUUCAAAGCUAAGGCCUUCGUCAUAAAGCGGUUCAUGGAUUUCUACAUUCCCAUCAAGCAGUUCUUCUAUAACCUGAUCCAUCCAGAAUACAGCGCCGUCACAGACGUCUAUGUGCUGAUGUUCCUCGCUGACACAGUCGACUUCAUCAUCAUCGUGUUUGGGUUCUGGGCGUUUGGUAAACACUCGGCGGCGGACAUCACGUCGUCUCUGUCGGAGGAUCAGGUGCCGGGACCCUUCCUGGUCAUGGUCCUGAUCCAGUUUGGUACCAUGGUGGUGGACCGGGCCCUCUACCUCAGAAAGUCUGUGAUGGGCAAAGUCAUCUUCCAGGUCGUCUUGGUGUUUGGCAUCCACUUCUGGAUGUUCUUCAUCCUGCCGCACGUCACAGCAAAGCGUUUCGCUGAGAACACCGUGGCUCAGAUGUGGUAUUUCGUAAAGUGCAUCUACUUCGGGCUGUCGGCCUAUCAGAUCCGCUGUGGUUAUCCCACCCGUGUCCUGGGGAACUUCCUCACGAAGAGCUACAACUAUGUCAACCUCUUCCUGUUCCAGGGGUUCCGCCUGGUUCCGUUCCUGACGGAGCUGCGAGCCGUGAUGGACUGGGUUUGGACGGACACCUCGCUGUCCCUGUCCAGCUGGAUCUGUGUGGAGGACAUCUACGCUCACAUCUUCAUCCUCAAAUGCUGGAGGGAGUCUGAGAAGAGGUACCCCCAGCCACGAGGCCAGAAGAAGAAGAAGGUGGUGAAGUACGGGAUGGGAGGGAUGAUCGUGGUGCUGCUGAUCUGCAUCGUCUGGUUCCCGCUGCUCUUCAUGUCCCUCGUAAAGUCUGUGGCCGGAGUCGUCAACCCGCCGCUGGACGUCUCGCUGAAGAUCACCCUGGCAGGCUUUCAGCCCAUCUUCACCAUGAGUGCUCAACAGACCGCGCUAAAGGAUGUGGAAGAGGUCGACUUCAACAAUUUUGUCAGACUGUUUAAGGACGAUGUAGCCUUGGAGUGGCUGGAAGGCUACACUGCAGAGGAUCUGAUCAUCGCUAAGCUAAAAGGCAACUCCAACUCUCUGUGGACCAUCAGUCCUCCCAGCAGACUCAACCUCAUAGAAAUGCUGAAUUCCACAGAGGAGUUUCCCAUCACCGUGUCCUGGUCUGCACAACGAGAGCUCAGUCGAGGAGCCAAAGCUGAAACAGCGUCAGGAAAACUAAUACAAAAACUGAGCGAUAAAACAAAGAAGGAGCUCAUCAAGAUCCUCAACGGGCAGCCGGCAAACUCCACAGUGACCCUGACAAAGAUCAUGCCUCGGUAUAUUCGAGCCCAAAGCGACUCAGACGCGAAGCCGGUAACAGAGCUUCAGAAAGAGGACGACUGGGGAAGCAUAACGCUGACCUUGCAGCGAGCUCAGAAUACAUCAGAACAGGUCCAGGAAUGGUGGACUGUAAACCAGGCAAAGCCCGGCCCCUUAGAAGGAGACUAUCGGACCGACGUUGGCGUGGACAUCUACGUGUUCAGCGACCAAGUCAGCCCGCCCAGUCUGGGCUUCCUGGCUGGAUACGGCAUCAUGGGUCUGUACGCCUCCGUGGUUCUGGUCAUCGGGAAGUUCGUUCGUGAGUUCUUCAGCGGCAUUUCCCACACCAUCAUGUUCGAGGAGCUGCCCAACGUGGACCGGAUCCUUAAGCUGUGCACCGACAUCUUCCUGGUGCGAGAGACGGGCGAGCUGGACCUGGAGGAGGACAUGUACUCCAAGCUCAUCUUCCUCUACCGCUCACCGGAGACCAUGAUCAAGUGGACCCGGGAGAAGACCCAGUGAUGAGCGGAGGAAGGAGUUCUGCGUUUAGUCGCUCUGCAGGUGGGAGCAGCUGUUUCAGGCCCACGAGGACCACAUUCCUCCUCUUCAGCUGAGCUCAGAGGGCCGAAAUGUGACAAAAAAAACACAUUUCUGGGUUACAAACAAGCAACAACAGUCACGUUAUUUAAAGUAGAGCACAGAUUUGUAGGUGCUGUAUUUAUCGUGGGGUUAAUGAACAGCUGGAGGCCUUUAGGACGUCUUCUCUCAGCUAUAAUCACUGCUAUAAAAGGAGAUUUUUAAACACCUGCCUCUUUACGUUUUCACAGUCGCAUGGCAGGUGGAGAGAAACACUAACUGGCUGCAACUUUACUCUUUAAGGGCUUCCUACCGACGAAUACGUGCACAGAAACGACCACACGAGCACAAUCUCAUACUCUGUCCAACUGGAACGUUCGGAUCGUGGGACUGUGCAAUACUGAGCUCCUGUUCCUGCAGGUUUUAGAGGACGUGGAGCAAAUAAAACGGUCAUUUACAACCAAGAAAACGCAAACUUCAAGGCAACUUUCUGUUUUUUUUUUAAUUGUCAGAUAAUAAGUGGGAAAAAAAACGUCAUCAGACAAUCUUUACUUGCCUUAUUUUGUUUGUAUGAGAAGAACUCUUACAUAUCUUUUCUCAGGAAGAGCUGUUUUCACAGAUAUCCAUCGUGUAUGUUACAACAUGUAGGCUUUGUUGGAUUUAAAGGAGGUCGUAGGAGAAAGGGAGAACUAUUUAAAUGGCAUGAAAUAUUAUGUGGAAGCUGUUUGUUUACAGGGACACAGUUAGAGGACGCACCGAGGAGGGAAACGUGUCGCCGUGGACUUUAUUUCUCUGCAGAGAUUUUUGCCAAUCCUCAGACGUUCUUCAUCGCCCACCGGUCGGCUUGUGGAGACGAGGUCAGCAGAGGGCUGUUCCUGGAUCACAUGACAUGAAAUUUGUCCUAAACGACACAAAAAUUAUCCCAAAACACACAAAAAUGAUCCAAAAUGACCAGAAACGAUCCAAACUGACAUAAGGCUUGUUGAAAACGACUUGAAACUCGUUCAUAAUGACUUGAAAAUGAUCCAUAAUUAUGGAAAAUUUGUCCAGAAUUACAUGAAAUUUGUCCGAAAUGACUCGAAAAUUGACACAAAAAUGGUCCAAAAUGACUGAAAAUUAUCCAAGCUGGCAUAAAAUUUGUUUAAACGGACAAAAAAAUGUUCUAAAUGACUUCAGUUGUUCAAAAUGACUUGAAAAUUAUCUAUAAUUACAGAAAUUUGUCCAGAAUGACAUGAAAUUUGUCCUAAAUGAUUUCAAAAUUACCCAAAAGACACAAAAAUGAUCCAAAAUUUUGAGAAAUGAUCCAAGCGGACAAAAAAGUUGUCCAAAAUGACAUGAAAUUUGUCCUAAAAGACAAGAAAAUCAUCCCAAAAACACAAAAAUUGUCCAAAAUGAUGAGAAAUGAUCCAACCUGAUAUAAAACUGUUGAAAUUGACAAAAAAUGACUCGAAAAUUGUCUAAAAGGACUUGAAAAUGAUCUAUAAUUAUGGAAAAUUAGUCCAGAAUGACAUGAAAUUUGUCCUAAAUGAUUUCAAAAUUACCCAAAAUGAUGAGAAAUGAUCCAAGCCGACAUAAAACUUGUUGAAAAUGACUCAAAACUUGCCCAAAAUGAUUCGAAGCUUGUCCAAAAUGACUCAAAAUUGUCCAAACAUUGUUCAGAAUGACAUGAAAAUGAUCCAUAAUUACAAAAAAUUAGUCCAGAAUGACAUGAAAUCUGUCCUAAAUGAUUUAAAAAUUACCCAAAAGACACAAAAAUUGUCCAAAAUGAUGAGAAAUGAUCCAAGCUGAUAUAAAACUGUUGAAAUUGACAUGAAAUUUGUCCUAAAUGACUCAAAAAUCACCCAAAAGACACAAAAAUGAUCCAAAACGACUUGAAAUUUGUCCAGAAUGACUUGAAAAUUCUGCACUGAGGAGAGGAACGUGUCGCCGUGGACUUCAUUUCUUUGCAGAAUUUUUGCCAAUCCUUCGAUGUCCUUCAUCGCCCACCGGUCGGCUUUUGGAGACGAGGUCAGCAGAGGGCUGUUUCUGAAUCAGGGUAACGUGCAUUAAGGUGGCGGUGGCUGUUUUUCAUCCUCACCGACACCGUGGCGCCUCCAGCCGUGCAUCAAGGAAGAAAAACAAAAAGAUUCCUCACACGAAGGGCUGAGACUUGGAGCCCUUUGGUCCAAACUAUGCAUUAGAGGACACUGUAGCAUGAGAGACAAACUUCAUUAUUGCCAUGACUAACUUUCAGUACGUGUACAUAGGAGUUAGGAGGAAAUGUGAACCUGUAUGCUAAGGCCAUGUGGUAUGAUAGAGGUCCAGAGAUCUGCUAAUAAAACAUGUGGAGGAAAGGA